This is a messenger RNA of Esox lucius (northern pike), 2465 nucleotides long. It is a transcript of the gene chaf1b, whose product is annotated as chromatin assembly factor 1, subunit B. The coding region runs from base 233 to 2143 and encodes 636 amino acids. The record is from RefSeq and is a predicted model, not a curated record. Gene Ontology annotation, molecular function: protein binding. NCBI's taxonomy places the organism in Eukaryota, Metazoa, Chordata, Actinopteri, Esociformes, Esocidae. Gene Ontology annotation, biological process: DNA replication-dependent chromatin assembly; nucleosome assembly. Gene Ontology annotation, cellular component: CAF-1 complex; nucleus. The transcript has 14 exons.
AACCUCCGACAACACUCGGUCUGUUGUCGGCUGCUUUCGGGUUUACAGUGCUGCAGCAAUGCGCCCAAUCACAGUUGAAUUCUCUUCCGGAAGUUAUGGGCGAAUUCUACGCGGGAAACCCUAGGUUGUCUGGUCGCUCCUGCCUGGUUGUAUACUGGACUCAACGCGGGACGUAGCAGUAAAGUACACAGAAGAAGUAGCAGUUAAGUGAAACAGUGGACAAAAUAGCACGAUGAAGGUGAUAACUUGUGAGAUUGCGUGGCACAACAAAGAGCCUGUCUACAGUCUGGACUUCCAGCACAACUCCGAGGGCCGCAUUCACCGGCUGGCCACGGCGGGAGUGGACACCACUGUCCGACUGUGGCGUGUGGAGAUGGGGCCUGAUGGGAAGGCAGUGGUGGAUUUCCUGUCCAACUUGGCGAGGCACACCAAGGCUGUCAACGUGGUUCGAUUCUGCCCCAACAGCGAGCUGCUUGCCUCUGGAGGAGAUGAUGCCGCCAUCUUGCUGUGGAAGCUGAACGACAGUAAGGAAGCUGAGCCGACCCCGUCGUUCCAGGAGGAGGAGGAGGACGCUCAGCUGAACAAGGAGAGCUGGAGUGUGGUCAAGACCCUGAGGGGACACAUAGAGGACGUUUACGAUAUCAGCUGGACCCGGGAUGGGAACUUCAUGGUCUCUGGUUCUGUGGACAAUACUGCCAUUAUGUGGGAUGUCGUGAAGGGUCAGAAAUUGUGCAUCUUUAACGACCAUAAGAGCUAUGUUCAGGGAGUGACCUGGGACCCGCUGGGCCAGUACGUGGCCACACUCAGUUGUGACAGGGUGAUGCGUGUCUACAGUACACAGAGCAGAAAGAAGGCUUACGGUGUCAGUAAGAUGAGCUCUGGAUCUGCUGCCGAGGGAGAGGUCAAACAGUACCGAAUGUUUCACGACGACAGCAUGAGGUCUUUCUUCAGACGUCUCAGCUUCACACCGGACGGUUCCUUCCUAUUGGCCCCAGCGGGGUGUGUCGAGGCCGGAGAGACUGUCACCAACACCACCUACGUUUUCUCCAGGAAGAACCUCAAGAGGCCCAUAGCUCACCUGCCGUGCCCUGCCAAAGCAACCCUGGCUGUGCGCUGUUGCCCUGUCUACUUUGAGCUGAGGACUAAGAAGGGAGAAGACGGAUGUGCCGCCCAGCACCUGGCUAACACGUUCGGCUUGCCCUAUCGGCUGGUGUUUGCCGUCGCGUCAGAGGACUCCAUCUUCCUGUACGACACUCAGCAGGCCCUGCCCUUCGGCUACGUGUCCAACAUCCACUACCACACACUCAGCGACCUCACCUGGUCCCGAGACGGUUCUUUCCUGGCGGUGUCGUCUACAGACGGCUACUGCUCCUUCCUGUCGUUCAGCCCUGGUGAGCUGGGCACGCCCCUGAAAGAGCCCCCUAUCCUGGAGGUUGUCACCCCCGGCAACGGCCCUGAGAAGAAGGGGAAGAAGGCUGCGGCGCCACGUACCGUCUCCCCCGUUCCCAAAACCACGGAGGCCAACGUGUCCCCCGUUCCCAGAAGCACGGAGCGCACCAGCCCCAGUGACCCCGCCCCGAAGGAGCCCACCGGCACGCCCCUCUCCUCCCUCACUUCGCCCGCCGCCCGCCUGGCCCGUAGUGGGGAGGACAAGAAGACCCCGGUCACUCCCAAGCCUCAGCCCCGUCGUAUCACCCUCAACACCCUGGAGGGUUGGGGCAAGACCGGCGCCCCUAAAGGCCCGGCUGGCCCCAAGACCCCCACCGCUGCCGGCGUCAGCUCCCCCUCCGCCCCCCUGCAGCCUGGCCACACCCCCUCUACCCCUACCACCCCGCAAACCCCCGGCGCUGCCAAGCUCUGCCUAACCCCCUCCACCCCAAAGGCCCAGCCCGGCAGCAUCAACACCAUGGGCUCCAGCGCUCCGAAAGGACCGGCCCCCAGGCGGAUAUCUCUGACUCCUGUUGUCUCCAGAUUGCCAGCUGCCUUCAACACACCCUCCUCCACAGAGAAAGCCAAACACGAACGGCCCUCUCCCCCCACUGACCCAGUGUGUCAGCCUCCGGAGUCUAAGCGCCCCAAGAUCAGCACCCUGGCGAGCAAGAUGGGGAUCCCUCCAGCCUUGGGGGCGACUCAAUUGCAAUAGAAGAGUGGUGUCCCCUUCCAGCUGUCUGAUCGUCAGCACACUUUUGGGAUUCUGGCUGGUUCAGCUGCAUACAAACUGGUUUUAUCAGUUACAUUACUCGCAUGCUCACAUGAGAGUGCAAAUACAACUGGUUCCUCAACACACUUCUGUACAUUUUAUUAACUUCACUAACGCUGACCUCUUCUGUAGUUAAUGUUGGUGGAUAACCAGGAUGUUGUAAUAUAUUACCUGGCAAAAAAAAAGGAUGAGACACCAAUUGUUAAUAAGAUAUAACCGCCUGCAGCUCCAUUGAUGCAUAAAACAUUAGUGAUCACUGCCUUAA